This is a messenger RNA of Chenopodium quinoa (quinoa), 1323 nucleotides long. Its product is annotated as probable auxin efflux carrier component 1b. The record is from RefSeq and is a predicted model, not a curated record. Lineage: Eukaryota; Viridiplantae; Streptophyta; Magnoliopsida; Caryophyllales; Amaranthaceae. Gene Ontology annotation, cellular component: endoplasmic reticulum; plasma membrane. Gene Ontology annotation, molecular function: auxin efflux transmembrane transporter activity. The transcript has 6 exons. Gene Ontology annotation, biological process: auxin export across the plasma membrane; auxin polar transport. Bases 1 to 1323 code for a protein of 440 amino acids.
AUGAUUUCUUGGGAAAAUCUAUACCAUGUAUUAUCAAACGUGGUACCACUAUAUGUCGUAAUGAUCUUAGCUUAUAGUUCAGUAAAGUGGUGGAAAAUAUUUACCCCAGAUGAAUGUCUAGGGGUUAACAGAUUUGUAGCCCUAUUCGCGGCUCCAUUUCUAUCUAUCAAGUUCAUCUCAAACAACAAUCCUUACGCGAUGAACUAUCAAUUUAUAGCAGCAGAUACACUACAAAAAGUCGUAGUCAUGUUGAUCCUAUUUUUAUGGUGUAAGCUAAGUUCAAGAGGCUCUCUAGAGUGGUGCAUCACACUAUUUUCUCUUUCGACUUUAACAAACACACUUGUUAUGGGCAUCCCUUUGUUAGAAGGAAUGUACGGCGAAAAUCCCUCUAAAUCUUUAAUGGUGCAAUUAUCUGUGAUACAAUUUACUGUUUGGUUUCCUUGUUUGUUGUUCUUGUUUGAAUAUAGAAGAGCAACAUUAUUAGUGCCACAAAAAUGUUGUGAGAAUAAUGAAAUUGUUGUGAAUGGUAAUGGUUCUCUUGGAUCUUUUCGGAAUGGUGGGAGUUUAGGGUUUGAUGAGGAGACUCGAAUUGGUGUUGGUGAAGCUUCUCUUCCUAUUGAAUCAAGUGAGAUUAAUGAGGCUAAUCGAAGAGGUAACGAAAAUCUGACUAAUGAUGGUCACGAUCAUGAUCAUAGAGGGAAUACUAACCCUAAAGGCUCAACUUUGAUAGAAUUGGGUACUAGAUCGAUGAUGGUUGAUCAGGUCCAUCCUGAAACUGUGGCUCAACUCGAACCCAAACCCAAGGAAACAAUCCCUGCUGGUGUGGCAACCAGGCUGAUUUUGAUCAUGGUUUGUAAGAAACUAAUCAGGAACCCUAACUUUUACUCUAGUGUUAUAGCCCUUAUUUGGUCCUUAAUCUCAUUCAGGUGGCAUGUUCAAAUUCCUGCAAUUGUGGACAACUCAAUUAAAAUUCUCUCUGAUGCAGGAUUAGGGAUGGCAAUGUUUAGUCUUGGUUUGUUCAUGGCUUCACAACCAAGGAUCAUUGCCGGCGGGAAUGCAUCGGCUGCCCUUGCUGCGGCGAUGAGGUUCCUCGUCGGUCCUGGUAUUACGGUAGCUACUUCAUAUAUUGUGGGGUUAAGAGGAACCCUGUUACAAAUCACCAUCAUGCAGGCAGCUCUGCCACAAGCAAUUGUCCCUUUCAUCUUUGCUCGAGAAUACAAUGUUCAUCCUGGCUUUCUUAGCGCUGCGAUUAGCUUUGGCAUGUUGAUAUCUUUACCAAUUGCAUUGGUUUAUUACAUCUUAUUGGGGCUUAUUAUAAAGUGA